AUGAUGGAAGAAAUUGCUGAUGAUAAAUGGCCUGAUCAGUCCAACUUAAACUAUUGCUACCAUUAUCCUCAUCAGGAUAAGUGGAGUGAAAAUAAUGAUGAAGAUGAUGAACAGAUAGACAGUCAGGUAUGUAGAGCAAUGGAGUUUGGAGGAUGGUGGAAUGGACUAAUAUUUAAUCCUCACCACAUUAACCGCUUAUUUGAUAGAAGAAUGCAAUUGAAUGGAACUAUAUUGAAGACUCCUGGGUCAGUGAAGAAGCCAAAUGUGGACUCCUCACAAAUGUCCUAUGGGAAAAAUUGUAGAACAAAGGAGGAGUCUGCCACAGCAUUAAGAGACACACAUUCUCCUAGCAGCUUCUUGACUUUCAUUGUCACAGCUCUGGUCCUCAUGAUGAACGAUGGCAACAACAGCCUCCAAAGGGUAGAAGCAAGCCUAGGCUUAAAACAACAGCUAGACCUGGACACUGUUGACAGAAGCUCAUCUGGUAUUGAUGACCAUUUUGAAACUAGUGAGACUUUAGUUGUUGAGAUCUUGCUAAAUGACUUUUCAAGGGUAGACAGCCAGCAUAGGACAGUCAGUGAACCUAUCAGGAGAUUACAGAAUGACAAUGAUAAAGCGCCUUUCUCCCACAGCCCUUUGAAAAUGUAUGGCUUGUACCUGGAAGCAGUGAAUGAUUACAUCAAUGAAUCUUAUGGGGAAGAUGUGUGGAGACUUAUUGAAGCCCGUGCAGAAAUUCCACAUCUUAAGUUUGUGCGCCAUCAAAUGUACAACUUCUGCUUUCCAUGCUUUUGUGUUUCCUUGCUGACUGGGAAUAGAGUUUACUCUCUUUAUUGCAGUGAUAAUCUCAUUCUACGACUGGCAAAAGCCGCUGGGGAAGUCUUGGGGAAGACACAUGAUGAGUUGAUGUAUGCCUUUGGGGUAUACAUGGUGAAGAGAAUAGGAAACUAUGGAUAUGAGCGAAUACUCAAGGUUUUGGGCCGUAAUGUUCGUGACUUCAUUAAUGAGCUGGAUAACCUGCAUGAGUAUUUCCGGUUCUCCUUCCCCAAAGUACAGCCACCAAGUUUCUGUGUAGAAGAAGAGUGUGAAACAAGCCUAACGCUCCAUUACCGCAGCACGCGCAAAGGCUUCACGCAGUUUGUGAAGGGGCAACUAUCACAGGUGGGUCGGCAGUUCUACAACACUGACAUUGAAGUUGAAAUCUUGUCAAAGGAAGAGACUGAAAAGAUGACUUAUGUGGUCUACAAGAUGAACUUUGACAAUGCUGCCUUCAAACAUCGUAUGCCUCAACAGAAGACUGCUCCUGGGUAUGAGAAACUUCCAAUGAAGCGAGGGAUCUUCUUUGACAUGUUCCCCUUCAGUGUCAUUUUCCGACGAGACAUGACAAUGUACCGCAUAGGAGAUGGCCUCAAAGAGGUCUUCUCUGACUUACAGGGCAAGAAGUUCAACGAAGAAUUCACUCUUGUACGGCCCAUGCUGGAAUUCAGUUGGGAUAAUAUUUACACACAUCUGAACAAUGUCUUUGAGUUACUCUCUAAGGCAGUUGUGGAGAGCAAGCAGAAAAUGAACCUGCCGAAACUGAGCAAGAAGGAGGGAGAAGAGGCAGAAGAGAAGGAGGAGAGUGAGAAGCCCAAGAAAGAGGAGAGGGAGCUUAAAGCCCUGGAAGAGAUGAAGGGUGCUGACAAGGAAUACAGCAAUGCUCUCACUCCUUAUAACAGCACUGCAAACACCGGGGCUGAAGAUAUUGAACUGCUAGCCUUCCAGACUGUUACAGGAAAAUGCAGUGAAACCAUAUUUGAAGACAUGAGGGAGCCUCCAAAAAAGCCAUUGCACCUGAAAGGCCAGAUGAAGUAUGUCCCACAGUGGGACUCUCUCAUUUUCCUGGGGACACCCAUUAUAGAAACGGUGGAAGACAUGAUUAAGAUGGGAGUCUAUGUAAAUGACCUGAAUCUUCAUGACUCAAGCAGGGAGCUAAUCCUUGCUGGAACCCAGCAGUCCGCUGAACUUCAGCUCGCCUUGGAUCAGGAGCAACAGAAAUAUGCACAGCUACAAGAGAUUAUUAAAAAGCUAGAUGAGGAAAAGAAAAGGGGAGACUCUCUGCUGUAUGCCAUGAUCCCAAAGGCUGUCGCUGAUCGACUGAGAAAAGGCAUUACUGCCCUGGAGACCUGUCAGGUAUUUCCAGAUGUGACCAUACUGUUUAGUGAUGUGGUCAAAUUCAAUGAGAUCUGCAUCCAUAUCACUCCCAUGCAGGUGGUGGACAUGUUGAAUGAAAUUUACAUUGUGUUUGAUACGCUAAGUGAGAAGCACAAUGUUUACAAGGUGGAAACAAUCAGAGAUGCCUACAUGGUGGUAGCAGGAGUUCCCAACAAAACUACUUUUCAUGCCCACCACAUCUGUGACAUGGCAUUAGAUAUGCUGAGUUCUAUUGAUCAUCUUAAAGAUCCAUCCACUGGGGAUAACAUCCAAAUACGAGUUGGAAUCCAUUCAGGCAUGGUUGUUGCUGGUGUUGUUGGUCUGAAGAUGCCCCGAUAUUGUUUGUUUGGAGACACAGUCAAUACAGCUUCUCGAAUGGAAAGCAAUGGAGUGGGAAUGCAGAUCCACAUAAGCCAGACUACUAAGGACCACUUGGAGCAUGAACCAUAUAUCAUCGAGGAGAGAGGCAAAAUCUUUGUUAAGGUUGCAGUGGCAAUAUUUAAUAAACAGUUGUUGGAAAUUCUACAGAAUGUUCCCUUUAUAUUCUCUUUUGAAUUAUCUUAAGAGAAAAAAUGUACAGAAGUAAACCAAUAAUGAUAAAUUUCAAAAACCUCAGAAAUCGACUUGGAGACACACCACUUUCUGUUCCUGUGAUUUAUUUUCUCUGUUUUUCUAAAUGAAAAUAUUCUCUGCAUGUCUGUACUGUAUGCCUUUUGCAAAGCAUGGGAACAAAUAUCAGUUUAGGUAGCAUUUCAGUUUUUUUUGACAAACAUAUGUACAAGGGUAGGAUAAAUUUCAACUUUAAAAGAAAUUUUAAUGAAUCUGCUAUAAGCUGUGAAUAGGCUGAUGAUUUAGAAGAAAAUGCUGAUAUA
Molecule: messenger RNA, 3062 nt
Organism: Erpetoichthys calabaricus (reedfish)
Lineage: Eukaryota; Metazoa; Chordata; Cladistia; Polypteriformes; Polypteridae
Product: soluble guanylate cyclase 88E-like
Exons: 20
Coding region: 1-2754 (917 amino acids)
Biological process (GO): cGMP biosynthetic process; response to oxygen levels; nitric oxide-cGMP-mediated signaling
Cellular component (GO): guanylate cyclase complex, soluble
Molecular function (GO): guanylate cyclase activity; heme binding; oxygen sensor activity
Source: RefSeq, a predicted model, not a curated record